Messenger RNA from Hermetia illucens (black soldier fly), 1105 nucleotides. RefSeq names its product palmitoyl-protein thioesterase 1 (gene Ppt1). Gene Ontology annotation, biological process: receptor-mediated endocytosis; protein depalmitoylation. Gene Ontology annotation, cellular component: lysosome. Bases 103 to 999 code for a protein of 298 amino acids. Gene Ontology annotation, molecular function: palmitoyl-(protein) hydrolase activity. The record is from RefSeq and is a predicted model, not a curated record. Lineage: Eukaryota; Metazoa; Arthropoda; Insecta; Diptera; Stratiomyidae. The transcript has 7 exons.
UACAAUCAUUGUUUGACAACCGGUUGGAAGUCACUAGCCGGAGUUCGUUGUUUCUUAGUGCAAGGGUUAUCAAGUACGCAGUUUAUACGUAGUUUCGUUACUAUGCAUUUUAAAGCCGCCUUUGGAUAUCUUCUCUUCAUAACUACAGUUGCGGAAUACACAACCGCAACCACACCUAUCGUCCUAUGGCACGGAAUGGGCGAUACUUGCUGCUUUCCCUUCAGUCUUGGAUCUAUAAAGAAAAUUCUACAGGAAAAAAUCGAGGGUGUCUAUGUAAAAUCGCUUAAAAUCGGUGGAAAUCUCAUCGAAGAUUACAAGAGUGGCUUUUUCAUUCAUCCAGAUAAGCAGCUGAAAGAUGCAUGCAACCAAAUUUCUACAGACCCACAAUUGACGAAUGGGUUCAACGCGCUCGGAUUCUCACAGGGAGCACAGUUCCUUCGUGCAUUGGCACAGCGUUGUCCCAACCCCCCAAUGAAAACCCUCGUUUCUUUCGGGGGUCAACACCAAGGAGUGUUUGGACUGCCAGAAUGUCCUUCCUUGUCGAAGCAGUCAUGCGAAUAUAUGCGAAAAGUGUUGAACUAUGCAGCGUAUGAAAAAUGGGUGCAGAAAUUGUUAGUCCAAGCGACAUACUGGCACGAUCCGCUAAACGAGGCUGAAUAUAAGGCAAAGAGCACAUUUUUAGCAGACAUAAAUAAUGAAAGGACAGUAAAUCAGACCUACAUUGAUAAUCUACAGAAACUGGAACGUUUUGUUAUGGUCAAGUUCCUGAACGACACAAUCGUUCAACCAAUUGAAACCGAAUGGUUUGGCUUCUACAAGCCAGAUCAAGACAAGGACAUAUUGCCUUUGAAGGAGAGCCCUUUGUAUAAGGAGGAUCGAUUGGGUCUGCGCCAGUUAGACGCUGAUAGUAAGCUCGUUUUUCUUGCUAUCGAAGGGGAUCAUCUGCACUUUACGGAUGAGUGGUUGGAUGAACACAUCGUCCCGAUACUGAAAAAUUGAUAUUUUAGAUGAGAAACUGCAUGAUUCCGAAUAAAACCCAGAGGACUCUCUUUUAAUACUAAGUUUGAUAUGAAAGGCAAAUUCGAAAUAAAGGCAAAAACGUAAA